AUGGGCCAUCUGCUGGUUCGAGGAUGGAUCCUCGCGGCCUUGUUGCUGCAAACCAGCGUUGCCUUGACCGUCCUUGCCCAGUCGCAAACCGUGCAGUGCUGUUUAUCCCUCGUCCGUUCCUUCUUCCAGCGCAAUUGCUACUCCAUCGAGUACCGUGGUGCCCUCCUCAAGCGCAAUCCGUUCAUCCUCGACUCCGCUGCUAAGAGGAUCCUCCACUCCUUCUUCAAGACCCGCCCCGAGUCAUUCGCCGGGUUCCCAGCCGCACUGGAGCUAUGUCUCCCGGCCUCUGCCACAGCGUACCCAGUGCUCGGCUUCUUCUUGACCACAUCGACGGUUCUCUCCACUCGCACGGCCACCAUCACUGCAUGCCCGUCUACAAUUCCCAACUGCCUUGCCAGUUCCAAGACCACCUAUGUGACCACGGAGACAAUUGUGGCCGCCAGCGCGACCAAGACCGCCGCCAUCUCCCCAUCUGUGACCGGAAUUGCUGUUGGUCACGACCAUGGAAAUGGUGGCUCGGAGUACACAACUUCCACCGUGUUCAGCACCCGCACUGCUACCAUUACCGCAUCGAAGACUACAUAUCUGACCACUGAAACCCUGGUUGUCUCCACAACGGUGUGUCCUGUGGCCGAUGCUACUGGCAGCAGUGGUCCGGCAGUCACCCAGCAUGCGUCAUCUCCUUCUCUCACUACAUCUACCAUCUUUACCACUCGCACCACCACCAUCACCGCCUGUCCUUCAUCGGUGACCAACUGCCCCUUGAGAUCAAAGACCACCUACGCAACCACCGAAACCCUAGUGCUCGGGACCACCGUCUACCCGGUGUCAAUCGCCCCGACGAACACUCCUCUGUCAUCCGCAACAGGAGCAGGUGGCGAAGUGCCGUCCGUCACCACCUCCACUAUCCUGAGCACCCGCUUUCCCACGGUUAGUGCCUGCGGAGAUGAUGCCAAUUGCAGUGCCUUGUCUCAAGGCUCCUAUGUCACGACUGAGAUCCUGGUUACCACUAUCCCGGCUGAAGGCGUUGAUACUGUCUCUGCUUCCACCACGAUUGCCAACGCUCAACCUAUCAGCUCGGGUGGUGCAUCUCAGGUUGUGUCAACCGGAUCUCAGUCUGGAUCUGCAGGCUCCGGCACAAGCUCGGGUGUAGGCUCGGAUGCGAAUACCAGUGCAGGCUCCGGCACAGGGGCAUACACGGCAUCAAGCUCCGGUUCUGUCUCCGGUUCAAGCUCCAGCUCCGGUUCAAGCUCAACCUCAGGCUCAACCUCAAACAUCGGACCUAACACAGGUGCAAAUGCCAACGCAGUCUACACCACGACGGUCACUACGGACAUUGCUCAGCCCACCGUGGCCCCGUCCGCGUACACACUUACCCCACACUCCGGGUCCGGGGCUUCUGGUAACCUCAAUGCCUCUUCUUCCGCCUCUCCCUCUGCCUCUGCCUCUGCCUCUCUCGGACACGUAUGGCCCCAGAGCAGUCAUGUCAGUGGCAUACGCACGGCCGUUGCUUCUCCCACGAGAAGCGCGGUCAAUCCGUUGUACACCGCAGCUGCGUCCGCGGGCAGUCGGUGGUCGGUGUGGCAGGUUAUGGGCACGGUGUUGGCGAUUAUGGUGGCGAUGGUUGUCUAGGAGGGGGGUGGGAUUUGUAAUGCUG
This is a messenger RNA of Aspergillus ibericus CBS 121593, 1657 nucleotides long. RefSeq lists its product as uncharacterized. Bases 1 to 1632 code for a protein of 543 amino acids. The transcript is spliced from 9 exons. NCBI's taxonomy places the organism in Eukaryota, Fungi, Ascomycota, Eurotiomycetes, Eurotiales, Aspergillaceae. The record is from RefSeq and is a predicted model, not a curated record.